AGAAAACCUAUCACCUGUGGUUGGUUGUUUGUUACCUGUGUCCAAUAUCCAUACAAUUCAGUUCACAACCAAUGUGUUUGGUUAUACAGUGGCCUGUGUUAAAACCUCACUUUUGUUGCUGAACAUCAUCAAAAAAAACCUAAGGAUGGCACCAGGAAAGGGGCCGUCUCAGGUGAACCAAAAUAACAAAAAACAACGAUUUCCGUAGCUGAGAAAAUGUGCAUCUAUGUCUGUCUGUCUGGAACACGCCCUCCGGUUUCUCUCAUCCCAUAUCAUCAAUAACCCCGUUCCUCCUCUGUAUUCAGUGGGGAGACAUGAGAGUGGCCGGCUGUCUAGGACAGUGAAAAUUCCACAACGAGACGUUUCGAAGGAGCGGGCAGUAAGAUCUGCAUUCUCAAGUUGAUAGCGCAUGUUUCGGUUCUGGGUCGCAAACCUACAGCCAACACAUAUAUACAAGGAUAUCCUGUCCAAGGAGCUGCCUUGUGAAGGCUGGGGGUACGGGACGAGCUACACAGAUGGGAAAGACAGGAGAAGAGACAGAGACAGACGGUAGCAUGGUGUCUAUCGCUGACUACUACGCAGGCAAGAAUGUACUGAUCACUGGCGCCACGGGCUUCAUGGGCAAGGUGCUGGUGGAGAAACUGCUGCGGUCCUGUCCAGAGGUCCAAACCCUCUACCUCCUAGUCAGGCCCAAGGCUGGACAGUCCAUGCAGGAACGGGUCAGCGACAUGAUAAAGUGCAAGGUGUUUGACCGCGUGAGGGAGGACAACCCAGACUUCCAUCAGAAGAUAGUUCCUAUCAGCAGUGAGUUGACACAGCCUGCCCUGGCCAUCAGUCCUGAGGACGUAGAGAGACUGACCUCCUGCGUCAACAUCAUCUUCCACUGUGCUGCCACCAUCCGCUUCGACGAACCCCUCAAACACGCCCUGCAGCUGAAUGUGAUGGCCACGCAGCAGCUCCUGAAUCUGGCCCAGCAGAUGCACCACCUCCAGGCCUUCAUCCACAUCUCCACAGCCUACGCCAACUGCAACCGCAGGCACAUCGACGAGAUCAUCUACCCACCGCCUGUAGAACCCAAGAAGCUCAUCGACUCCCUGGAGUGGAUGGAGGACAGCAUCGUCCGUGACAUCACGCCGCGCCUCAUCGGGGAGCGCCCCAACACCUACACCUACACCAAAGCCCUGGCAGAGUGCGUGGUCCAGAAGGAGAGCAGCAAGCUCAGCAUCGGCAUCAUCAGACCCUCCAUAGUGGGAGCCAGCUGGCAGGAGCCUUUCCCUGGUUGGAUUGACAACUUCAAUGGACCAAGCGGAGUCUUCAUCGCUGCGGGGAAGGGCAUCCUGCGCACCAUGAGAGCCAACAAUGAUGCGGUGGCGGACCUCAUCCCCGUGGACGUGGUCAUCAACCUGACCCUGGCCGCUGGCUGGUACACGGCAGUGCACAGACCCAAAACAGCGUUGGUUUACAACUGCACAACGGGCGGCACAAACCCUUUCCACUGGGGAGAGAUCGAGCACCAUGUGAUGUCCAGCUUCAAGAGGAACCCUCUGGAGCAGGCUUUCAGAAGGCCCAACGCCAACAUCACCUCCAACUACCUGAUGAACCAGUAUUGGAUCCUGGUCAGCCACAAGUUACCUGCCCUCAUCUACGACCUCUACCUGAGACUGUCCGGACAGAAACCCCAGAUGAUGCGUAUCUUCAACCGGCUGCACAAAGCCAUCGGUCUGCUGGAGUACUUCAGCAGUCAGGACUGGGAGUGGAACUCAGAGAACAUGAGCAUGCUGAUGAGCCACCUCAGCCCUGAGGACAGGAAGACAUUCAACUUUGACGUGCGUCAGCUGAACUGGCCGGAGUACAUAGAGAACUACUGCAUCGGCACCAAGAAGUACGUUCUGAAUGAAGACAUGUCCGACAUCCCUGCAGCCAGGCAACACCUCAGGAAGCUGAGGAACAUCCGCUACACAUUCAACACUCUACUGCUGGUCUUCAUCUGGAGGGUGUUCAUCGCCCGCUCCCAGAUGGCCAGGAACAUCUGGUACUUUGUGGUCAGCCUCUGCUUCAAGUUCCUCUCCUACUUCAGAGCCUCCAGCACACUCACCAACUGAUGACCAACUGACCGUUGACCAGCUGAACGCCCUGCUCGCCUCCUCAACCAGACCUCACCCCUCAGACCUCCAGCAGCACACAACCCCACUCUUUAACCAGACCUCAGACCUCCAGCAGCACACAACCCCACUCUUUAACCAGACCUCACCCCUCAGACCUCCAGCAGCACACAACCCCACUCUUUAACCAGACCUCACCCCUCAGACCUCCAGCAGCACACAACCCCACUCUUUAACCAGACCUCAGACCUCCAGCAGCACACAACCCCACUCCUCAACCAGACCACUCCCCUCAGACCUCCAGCAGCACACAACCCCACUCUUUAACCAGACCUCAGACCUCCAGCAGCACACAACCCCACUCCUCAACCAGACCACUCCCCUCAGACCUCCAGCAGCACACAACCCCACUCUUUAACCAGACCUCAGACCUCCAGCAGCACACAACCCCACUCUUUAACCAGACCUCACCCCUCAGACCUCCAGCAGCACACAACCCCACUCUUUAACCAGACCUCACCCCUCAGACCUCCAGCAGCACACAACUCCACUCUUCAACCAGACCUCAGACCUCCAGCAGCACACAACCCCACUCCUCAACCAGACACUGUUCCUUCUGACCCUGUUGUACGUCAUACAGUAAAACCAUAUUUAUUUUCUAACUACGGCUUUUCUUAAAGCGACAGAUUACAUAUGCAACAAUAAACCCAUUGUAUACUCUCCCCACGUUUUUGCUCAUAGUUUACGUCCUCCCCAACCCAGAUACAAUGUCUUGGAAUAGAGGAUUUUUUUGCAUACUUGAAAUACUGUAUGUCAGGCCUCCACUGAAAGACCAUUUCUGUACAUUGACUCUUAAUGUGUGAAUCCUGAUACAGAAUAUUUGGGAACCUGUACUCUGUAGCGAGGCCAGCUAAGGAUAUCCGAGAGUAACUUCAGUGUUGAUCACAUUAAGGGCUCUAUUCAAUCUGUGAAGUUGAAGCGUUACAGACUCCCCGAUUAUAAAUUAAAAAGGUAAUUUCCAAUUGAGCCAACACAUGCAGCUUUUACCGUGAAUGCAGUCUGCAAAAGCAGGAACAUUCCCUUUGUUUCAAUCAUGCCGUAAAGCUGAACUUCUGUGAUGCGGAUUGAAUGGAGCCCUAAAUCUUGACCACUGGAGACUACUACUGUAGUACUACAAACAUCUGACCUGGUUGACGACUACUGCAUAUUGACAAAGGUAUGUUUGACAUAACGCAUAAGACACAUUUUUUGUUUUACUGUUUGUCCACUUUUUGCCUGUUUAUAUUGAAACUAAGUUUACUAUUUUUUCAUCUUUAUAAAUAAUUGCGUCAAACUGAGGCUUGUCUUAAGUGAUACAGUGCAUUCGGAAAGUAUUCAGACCCCUUGACUUUUUCCAAAUGUUACAUUACAGCCUUGUUCUAAAAUUGGUUAAAUAAAUGUUUUUCCUCAAUCUACACACAAUACCAAAGCGAAAACAGGUUUAGACAUUUUUGAAAAUGUAUUAAAUAAAAAACAGAAAUACCCUAUUUACAUAAGUAUUCAGACAUUUGCUAUGAGACUCAAUUGAGCUCAGGUGCAUCCUGUUUCCGUUGAUCAUCCUUGAGAUGUUUCUACAACUUGGAGUCCACCUGGUGUAAAUUCAAUUGAUUGGACAUGAUUUGGAAAGGCACACAACUGUCUAAGGUCCCACAGUUGACAAUGCAUGUCAGAGCAAAAAGCAUGAGGUCGAAGGUAUUAUCAGUAGAGUUCUGAGACAGGAUUGUGUUGAGACACAGAUCUGGGGAAGGGUACCAAAACAUUUCUGCAGCAUUGAAGGUCCCCAAGAACACAGUGGCCUCCAUCAUUCUGAAAUGGAAGAAGUUUGGAACCACAAACUCUUCCUAGAGCUGGCCACCCAGCAAUCGUCACAUCUGGAGGAAACCUGGCACUAUCCCUACGGUGAAGCAUGGUGGUGGCAGCAUUAUGCUGUGGGGAUGUUUUUUAGCAGCAGGGACUGGGAGACUAGUCAGGAUAGAAGGAAAGAUGAACGAAGCAAAGUACAGAGAGAUCCUUGAUGAAAACCUGCUCCAGAGCGCUCAGGACAUCAGACUGGGGCAAAGGUUCCCCUUCCAACAGGACAACAACCCUAAGCACACAGCCAAGACAAUGCAGCAGUGGCUUCGGGACAAGUCUCUGAAUGUCCGUGGUGCAGCCAGAGCCCGGACUUGAACCCGAUCAAACAUCUCUAGAGACCUGAAAAUAGCUGUGCAGCGACAUUCCCCAUCCAACCUGACAGAGCUUGAUAGGAUCUGCAGAGCAGAAUGGGAGAAACUCCCCAAAUACAAGUGUGCCAAGCUUGUAGCGUCAUACCCAAGAAGACUCAAGGCUGUAAUCGCUGCCAAAGAUGCUUCAACAAAGUACUGAGUAAAGGGUCUGAAUAUUUAUGUAAAUGUGAUACUUCAGUUUUUGUAAAUUUGCUCAAAUUUAUAAAGACCUGUUUUUGCUUUGUCAUUAUGGGGUAUUGUGUGUAGA
Molecule: messenger RNA, 4613 nt
Organism: Salvelinus fontinalis (brook trout)
Lineage: Eukaryota; Metazoa; Chordata; Actinopteri; Salmoniformes; Salmonidae
Product: fatty acyl-CoA reductase 1-like
Exons: 12
Coding region: 516-2102 (528 amino acids)
Biological process (GO): long-chain fatty-acyl-CoA metabolic process
Cellular component (GO): peroxisome
Molecular function (GO): alcohol-forming very long-chain fatty acyl-CoA reductase (NADP+) activity
Source: RefSeq, a predicted model, not a curated record